This is a messenger RNA of Pezoporus flaviventris, 1289 nucleotides long. Its product is annotated as V-type proton ATPase subunit S1-like protein. Bases 231 to 1244 code for a protein of 337 amino acids. The record is from RefSeq and is a predicted model, not a curated record. NCBI's taxonomy places the organism in Eukaryota, Metazoa, Chordata, Aves, Psittaciformes, Psittacidae. Gene Ontology annotation, cellular component: proton-transporting V-type ATPase complex. The transcript has 7 exons.
AUGUAAAGUGGAAUUCACAAGGAAGCUGGAAGGAGCCGUCAGUAGGUGUCUGCAUCAGGACAAAUACGAGCACAUGAACGAUUUCUCUGGUGGGUACCGGUGCAGUGAUGGAGUGAUGAAUCGCUCCCUGGAUUGGCUGUAUCUGCUGCCCGUCAUGCUGCCAGACAGAGCGUGGGUGCUGGACCAGAAGAGCAGAUGUGCUGGGUCUGGUGGUUCUGGGUCUCUUCUCCAUGGAAAGAAACGCUGCCCUUAGGAUCCUCCUGCUUGUUUUGUACAUGGGAUUUGCGGUGUCUGAGGAUGAAAUGAAUGGCAGUUCACAUGUGUUUUCAGAUCAAGAUUCUCCGCAAAGAAAGGGUCGCCAUUAUGGUGGUGGUGUGAAGCCAAAACUUAAUGUAAAUCAAAUGUCAGUUACACAGGUUGUCAGCUACAACUUGAGCAGGAAAGGACAGUGGGAAAAAGCAGCCACCCACAGCUAUUACAGCCCUCUCAACGUCACGGUUAAUGGCAUCCCCUGCAUUCUGUUCUGGGCCAAGAGAAUCAUGAUUAAGUUUGAAAACCACACGCAGCUGGAUUUGACAGAGAAGACUUUUGGUGUCCAUGCAACAGUGGAUGUUGGAGAGUCAAACUGCAGUGAAGACAAUGCAGUGCUUUCUCUGAACUUUGGUGACAUUGGCAAUCUAAAGGGACUUGUUAUUCGAUUCUUAUUAACAACCAGCUAUUACCAGCUGUCUGUUCAGAACCUGUUCAGCUUACACAGACUGCAGCUUCUUUACAACCAUUCCAUACAAGCGACGUUUAAUGCAACUAGAAUAUGCGCACCAGCAAGUUACUCCUACCACUGUGAACAUGUGAGCAGCUUGCAGAGAUACGAUGCACUUCUCAUACCCAGCUCUGCAAAUGAUCUUUCAAAGCUUUGGGAAGUCACUUUUAUUGAUUUCCAGAUUCAAGGUUUUAACAUUCAAGAAGGACACUUUGGCUAUGCAAAAGACUGUGCGUCCUUUUUCUCUCCAGCAAUACUUAUGGGAUUGGUUAUGUCGCUCAUUCUGCUGCUGGUUCUUGCCUACACUCUUCAUAUGUUGAUCCACCUGAAGUCUCUUGACAGGCACUAUGAAUGCAAAGCUUCUCCUGCCUAUUUUCCACAGAUGAAAGACAAUGACAUGGGAGAUGAGAAAGAGCCACUGAGAAGCAAUGGAAAUGAGUCGUAUGAACUCAGAAACCAAAAGCUCUGUAAAAUCUACAUUUAGCAGUGCACAUUUAUCUGUCACAGUGAAAUAAAUGAUAUUUUCUUC